Molecule: messenger RNA, 1018 nt
Organism: Drosophila navojoa
Lineage: Eukaryota; Metazoa; Arthropoda; Insecta; Diptera; Drosophilidae
Source: RefSeq, a predicted model, not a curated record
AGAAGUAUUCACAAUCGUUUUAGAAUCUGAGCGAGAGCAAACACAUUUCAAGAAAAAUGUCGGAAUUGAAUUUUGUGGAGAAGUGCACCGAAUUUGCUUUGGAGUCCACAGUGGAGCUAUUUGACUGUAUGAACUUGCAGGAGCAGGACGAGAAAAAUCUGUCGGUUGAGGACUGUGAGAUGACGUUGAAGCAGCUGGAUCUGGACCAGGUGCAGCGUCGCCAGAGCAUUGUCUUCGAGAAUGCCCAGAAGCAGGUGGCUGUGCUCGAGAAUCUGCUGAAGACCGUCGAGCCGGACUGGCAGAAGGCCGUGGAGAAGCCAAUGACUGACGGAGAGUGCCCGCCGCCGAAGGCCUAUCGCUUCAAGGACAUCUAUGAGCGCAAGAAGCAGAAGCUGCGGCAGCAGCACCUCGAGGAGGAGCGUGCUAUGCGCCAGUUCCACAGCCGUCCGAUGCCCAACUUUAGCCGGGUCCAUCGUUACCUGGCCAACAGGCCCAUUGUGCAUCGCAUCACCUGUGCGGUCACGCCCAACGUGCUGAAGACGUCGCGGCAAAUGCUGCUAAAGCGCAAGCAAAGGAUCGAGCAGAUGCAGCGCGAGCAGAUGCAGCGCGAGCAGGAGCAGCUGCAGAAAGUCAAAAUGUGUCCCAAGCCGAAGCCGGUGCCCAGGCUUAAGCCGGCUCCACUGAAGCCGGCCAACGCUCCGUUGCAGCUGGAGGUCAAGCCGUUUCGUCUGUCCACUGAACUGCGCGCCGAGCAGCGCAAGAUCUUCAAUGCUCACUCGCUCGAGACUCAGGAGGCCAAGCGUCGUCAGCUGGAGGAGCAGCGCAAGCGGCGCGAGGAGGAGGAGUUCCAAAAGCAGCGCCAGCUGGCCACGUUUCGUGCUCGUCCCAAUCCCUUCAAAUAUCAGUUCGGCGGAAGUGCCAAGCAUUAGUGUUUUCCGUGUUUUGGUUAUUUGAUUAGUUUAUUGCAAAUUUGUAAAUUGUUUAUCGUUUUUAUAGUUUUCUGUUUCUUAUUGUUCAU